Megalops cyprinoides (Indo-Pacific tarpon) is the source of this 1485-nucleotide messenger RNA. RefSeq names its product ADP-ribosylation factor-like 16 (gene arl16). The transcript is spliced from 5 exons. Gene Ontology annotation, molecular function: GTP binding; GTPase activity. NCBI's taxonomy places the organism in Eukaryota, Metazoa, Chordata, Actinopteri, Elopiformes, Megalopidae. The record is from RefSeq and is a predicted model, not a curated record.
UCCUACUUGUAGCCAGAGAGCUAACGGUUCAGUUGAUAAAAAAAAUCGGUGGAUGAAGUCAUAUUGAAUAUAUAUUUCCAGAGAAAUAUAUUCAGUGGACACAUAUCCAAUACAUAUAGUCAUAAAUUUCCUUAGAAAUGUGCUUGCUGCUUGGAGCCACCGGCGUUGGAAAGACUCUGCUGUUGAAACGGCUGCAGAAUAUCCUUUAACAUUUGCGGUAUGGAGCCACCGAUUUGGGGGAACCCCCCGCGACGCUGCCCACUGUGGGUACCAACCUGACGGACCUGAACCUGAGGAAGAGAAAGGUGACAGUGAGGGAGCUGGGGGGCUGCAUGGGCCCCAUCUGGCCCAGUUACUACAGCGACUGCUCCUCCGUCAUAUUCAUGGUGGAUUCAGCCAACGUCCAUCAGGUGGCGUCCUCCUGCAUCCAUCUGCUGUCUGUGCUCUCUGCUGAGCCGCUCCGCAAUGCCUCCAUCCUCCUGCUCUUCAACAAAACGGACUUACCCUGCCCCAUGACCCUUGUGGAGAUGAAGUCACUCUUCAGGAUGGAUGACAUCAUAGCCUCUGCCUCACAACCAAUCACAAUGCUGGAGCUGAGUGCACACUCUGGGCAGGGUCUUGUGGAAGUUCUGCGCUGGCUGGACUCCAACGCGAAGGAGUGACAUCAGCCCGUGACAAGCUGCCUCAUUCUGCAGCUCUCUGUGAUGUCACUGCUGAAUUCAGGAGUCCUGCGGCCACCCUUGUUCUGCAGCUCUCUGUGAUGUCACUGCUGAAUUCAGGAGUCCUGCGGCCACCCUCGUUCUGCAGCUCUCUGUGAUGUCACUGCUGAAUUCAGGAGUCCUCCGGCCACCCUCGUUCUGCAGCUCUCUGUGAUGUCACUGCUGAAUUCAGCAGUCCUGCGGCCACCCUCGUUCUGCAGCUCUCUGUGAUGUCACUGCUGAAUUCAGCAGUCCUGCGGCCACCCUCGUUCUGCAGCUCUCUGUGAUGUCACUGCUGAAUUCAGGAGUCCUGCGGCCACCCUCGUUCUGCAGCUUUCUGUGAUGUCACUGCUGAAUUCAGGAGUCCUGCGGCCACCCUCGUUCUGCAGCUCUCUGUGAUGUCACUGCUGAAUUCAGGAGUCCUGCGGCCACCCUCGUUCUGCAGCUCUCUGUGAUGUCACUGCUGAAUUCAGGAGUCCAGAGCCAGCCUCCUGCAGCUCUCUGUGAUGUCACUGCUGAAUUCAGGAGUCCAGAGCCAGCCUCCUGCAGCUCUCUGUGAUGUCACUGCUGAAUUCAGGAGUCCAGAGCCAGCCUCCUGCAGCUCUCUGUGAUGUCACCCUGGGCUGCCAGAGUCUGAGUGGGUCUGCUGCAGCUGCCAUGACUUCCCCACGAGCAGCAUACUCUACUGUUCCAGCAGAGGAACAUGGAACUGUGGUAAAACGACUGGCCAGCAGGGGGCAAGCAUGGAUAACGUUUAGGCAACACAAUGAGGUAAAACUGAUAUAGU